AAGUGAGAGCGUACAUGCAAGAGUGCUGUACGAUAAAACUGCUGGUUUUAGGCUUUAUCGCAUAAAGUAACCGCAACAGUUCUUCAAAAUGGCUCCCAUGUUCCCUGAUGAAGUUAAUGUAUUCCUAGUACCGCAUUCCAGAAUGAAGGAUCUAGUGGGGAGCUACAUGGAUCAGCUUUCCACUGCAGAUUUUCAUAGUAAUGGAGCUCUGGAACAUCUGCUUCCUCUUCUGGAGAAUACUUUCACUGAAUUCAAAAGCCACGAGCAUAUUGAGAACCAGUAUAUCAUGGAACGGCUCAAGCAAAGGCUCAAACUGGUCAAUGUCACCAGCCAGUCUGUUUGUAACUGCCAUGGGGACAGUCAACUAGUUGAGAUACUCAAUUUAUUGCGUGAUGGGUACACAUGCACCAGCAAAUCACUAUCCGAGAGAAUCAAUUUUGGCUCUCAGCUCCAAAAGCUGUCUGAAUUCACCGAACAAUUCAUUCCUCACAUGAAGGAGGAAGAAGAAAUUUUCCAGCCUCUACUUAUGAAAUACUUUGCCUAUGAAGAACUGCGAUUGCUCAAGGAACAGGUUAUCCAGCAGCAUGAAAUCUGGAAGGAGAAACUGCUGGCCCAGAAGGAAACGGCCGAGAAUAUGCUCGCUCUCCUCAACACGGUCGCUUCUGAGGUUUCCGAAUAUCGUUCUUCUGGUGACGACGAAGAAUACCAAGAGACUUUGCAAACGCUAGUCGAAUUGACUUGUGAAAAUCUUUCCAACAAAAAGAUUGGACAUGAAACAAUUCUAGCUAGUUUCGAUGAUCUUCCUGAGGAAAUGAUUCUACACAUUUUUUCCUAUUUGAAUCCAGCUGACCGGAUCCGCUGCGCUCAAGUAAACAAGCACUGGAACAUGCUGAUAUACUCUCCCCAAUUAUGGAAGACUAUUUACCCCACUAAUUGGGCCAAAGGCUUUUAUGACUUUCAAUACCGUGAUCCGUACACCUUGGUAGAAUCCGAAUGGAAAACAAAGUCUUUGCUCGACGACGAUGAUGACAUAUCUACCGCAGAAGAGGUUUUGUCAUCGCAAGCGCAAAAGGAAAUACAGUGCUACGAAAAGUUCGUUAUGAAUGCCUUAGUUCGUAUUGGAGAAGGUGUACACCGUCUGGUAGUUGCAGGUGGUCUCAAUUUAAGCAGCACCAUCUUGCACUCCAUGCUCGUACUGUGUCCUAAUAUCCAACACCUGGAUGCCAGUUACACGAACAUUACCGACUUAUCUUUUAAAGGAUUGUCGUUGAAGAAAGCUUGCAUCUAUUUGGAACAUUUGGAUCUGACUGGUUGUCGUUUCAUUACCGAUGUUGGUCUCGAACGCCUCGGCAAUUGUUUCAAAUCGCCAUUGGCUCGUAGUUUUCCUAGUUCUAAAUGCGGAUCAUGUUGUCAGUCAUGUAAGAAUUGUCCGAAGUAUCCUGAUGUAACGCCAACGGACAAUAAUCGCUAUGGUAGCAACAACAGUUUGAUUGAAAACGACGUUUCGUCUCCUGGUCUGGUUUACCUGUGCUUAUCAGGUUGCACAUCCGUUACCGAUUUUGGGUUAGGAUCCUUGUUGGAAGUAACAGUACAGAAAGAAAGUCUGCGUUUUAUGGACCUCAGUGGUUGCUCAUUGCUGUCGGGACGUGGCCUUAAAUCUAUUGUAGAACAAUCGUCUCGUCUGCAGCCGGAAGAUCUUUACUAUUGCAACCGAAUUCAAGAAGGCCCAUAUCCACAGGAAGCAAAUGGAUGCCAAAAUUUGGAAUGUCCUCUCAGAGGCUGUUGCUGCUUUGAUCAGUAAAGUGCCGUCUUUCGCACGCUUCAUCCUAAUUGUUUUGUUUGGUUGUGGAUAUUAUUCCUAAAAUAAGUUUUUUGGGGUAUGUCGUUUUUUCUUGAUUCAAAUUCUGAUAAUGCGCAUUGGGAAUGCGCAUGCUUGUUGUGUUGAAAGUUACGAUUCUAUGAUUUCCUUUCUUUCUCUGGCCAAACAUGGGUAAGCACGAAAUCUACUACGUGGAUGGAAUACAAUAAUUUAUC
Molecule: messenger RNA, 2034 nt
Organism: Daphnia carinata
Lineage: Eukaryota; Metazoa; Arthropoda; Branchiopoda; Diplostraca; Daphniidae
Product: F-box/LRR-repeat protein 5-like
Biological process (GO): SCF-dependent proteasomal ubiquitin-dependent protein catabolic process; intracellular iron ion homeostasis
Cellular component (GO): SCF ubiquitin ligase complex
Molecular function (GO): protein binding
Source: RefSeq, a predicted model, not a curated record